Messenger RNA from Linepithema humile (Argentine ant), 1599 nucleotides. The record is from RefSeq and is a predicted model, not a curated record. Lineage: Eukaryota; Metazoa; Arthropoda; Insecta; Hymenoptera; Formicidae.
UCAUGCAAUAUAUAAAUACAAUGCAUUUUCUACAUUUUAAUGAAUUUUUAUUUAUAAGUUAAUUUAGUUCAAUCAAAAGCAUUGCCGAUCGCAGAAAAAAAAUCGCAUUUAUAUUAUAUAUACAUAUUUUACUUCUCGAAGACAAAACAGGAUCUAUGCAAUUUAUCCCUGAUAUCAGUUUCUACCAAGAUUUUUUAUUCAUCUGUGAUAUCUCUCGUCGGAUUCUCUAUUCAAUUCUAAAGACAAAUAUUACGGAAAAUAUAACGGCGAUGGACGACAAGUGUAUCCCUUCGGCUGAAGAAAUGCUUGUCGCCACGAACGAUUCGCCUCGAUAUUCAGAGUCGCCAAAUAGCAAAAUUCUCAAAUGUUACUCGGAAAAAUGCAGUAAUGUGCAAAACGAAGAAAGUGUACAAAACCUGAUCGAUCAUGAGAAUAUAUCCAUGAUUUGCAUCCAGACGUCGGAUGAGGACGACGCAUCUAGACGUCUGGAAAACCAAUUUCAACUUGUGACAGAUCUAGACUCGUCCAUCGAUCGUGAAAAAGAGUCUGCGUAUUGUAUUUCUGCUAUAAAAAUUUAAAUAUCGGAAAGAAUAUUUUCGAUUUUUUUUAUAAAUUACAAUCGACUUUUUCUUAGCUAAAGUCGCGUUUUGUCAAUAUGGAAAAAAACUUGCGGACUAAAAAUAUUCAAGCGAAAAUGCAAAAUGCGAUACCGGAAUUUUAGUUGUUAAACUUUCUUCGCAAUUUUCAUGUAAAAUUAUUAUUUCACAGAGCUAUUCUUCACGAACGCGCUCGGAAACUCUGCUCAGAGAUGACGGGUCUUCGGGAAAAACUGAACAAAGAGUUGGCUCUUUGGAAAAAAGAGAAGGAGGAGUUUCAGCUUUUACGUGAAAGAAACGAUGUCCUCGCAUUCGAGGAGGCAACUGCAGCGGCGAGAGCUGCAGCCGCAGCUUAUGCCAUCGAGUCACCGCUUUCAAAUGAUUUAAGUAGCAUUGUGGACACUACAUCGGAGCAUAACAUCACGGAUCUCGCGAUACUCGAGUACGAGAAAAAUCUCGCCAAGUAUCAAGAUCCGCAUUCUUUGGAGCAAGCCGAGCAACGUUACAAUUUGUACAAGCGUGCACUCGCCGACGCUUACAAGCAGAAAUUGUCGGAGGUCGAACGUCUCUGCAACGAGGAAAUGGAAAAUAUACGCCGAAGCGCGAUGCUGCAGCCGUUUAAAGAGAUCGCGUCGCAAUGGUCCAGCGAUGAGAACGAUCACGGUGACAUGCAACGCGGCUGCAAUGAACAAUUCAACGUGGAACAAUUUAAAGUCGUCGAAACAAAUUUCAGCAACGAUUGGUGUGCGUAUGGAAAAAUCGACAACGAAGUCAACAUGGCUCCAGAAAUUUUAUCCUCUCGAUUUAAGCGAGAGGAGACGAAAACGUAAACAAUUUCUGUAGGCACAAUCGUAUUCAGAUUCGUAUAAAUUUUGGCUCGCUGUCCGGAGUUUUUCUACAAACGUGUAUUUUGCAAUACUCGUUCAAUAGUGUGCAAUAUAAAUAAUUGUUAUAUACUUUUUUACUUUUUAUCUUUGCAAAAUGAAAACAAAAUCUGGAUGUA